AUGGCGCCGGGUCAGGGUAACACGAUAGAGGUUCCCACAGACGCGGAGCUGCUGCAAGCGCAAGCUGACCUAUGGCGCCACAGCUUCUCCUACCUCACGUCGCUGGCGCUCCGCUGCGCCGUCAAGCUCGGCGUCCCCACCGCGAUCCAUCGCCUCGGCGGGGCAGCCUCCCUGGCUGACCUCAUGGCCGCACUGUCCCUCCCCGCGAGCAAGCUGCCGUUCGUCCGCCGCCUCAUGAGGGUCCUCGUCGUGGCGGGCGUCCUCGCCGACACCACCAGCAGCGACGGCGCCGGCGUCGAGCGGUGCUACCGCCUCACCCCGCUGUCCCGCAUCCUGGUCGACGGCGUCGCCGCCGACGACCACCACGUCCAGACGUCGUUCGUGCUCACCGCGACGUCGCGGCAGUACCUGGAGGCAGCGCUGGCGCUGGACGAGUGGCUCCGGAAGGACGUGGCGCUGGCGCCGGCGCCGUCCCCGUUCGAGGACGCCCACGGCGCGCCGCUCUUCGACGACGCCACCGCGCUCGCCAUCGACCCCGAGUUCGACGCGGCGGCGAACGACGCCCUGGCGGCGCACGACAACCUCGGGGUCGGCACCCUGCUCAGGGAGUGCCGCGACGUCUUCGCCGGGCUGCGGUCGCUGACCGACUGCUGCGGCGGCGACGGCACGACGGCGAGGGCCAUCGUCAGGGCCUUUCCGCACAUCAAGGUCACGGUGCUGGACCUUCCAAAGGUGAUCGACAAGGUCCCCAAGGUCGAUGGCGCCAUUGACUACGUUGCAGGUGACUUGUUUCACGGCGUGCCGCCUGCGCAGGCCGUGCUGCUCAAGCUUGUCCUGCACUUCUGGGGCGACGACGACUGCGUGAAGAUCUUGGGCGAGUGCAAGAAGGCCAUCCCUCCACGCGACAAGGGAGGGAAGGUGAUCGUGGUGGACAUACUGAUGGCGCCUGACUCCCUAGAGCCGGCGAUGUUCGAGACGCAGGUGCUGAUGGACAUGGCGAUGAUGGUGAACACCAGAGGCCGGCAGCGGGAGGAAGGCGAGUGGCGAGACCUCUUCCUCGGAGCUGGAUUCAGCGACUACAAGAUCGCCAAGAAGCUGGGGGCUCGAGCCGUGUUCGAGGUCUAUCCAUAAGCGAGAUGGUUAUUGCCUUUUGAAUUAAUAUUAUAUAUAUAUAUAUAUAUGUAUAUGAAUUAUGGCAAAUAUAUAAAAAUGGAGUAGUGCUCCUGAACAUAAAGCUCCGGAGGGUGUACUGUUGUUUGGCUUUAAUUGGGUGUGUACUUUUCUUGCGUGGUUUGUGUGUAAGCAAUUAUUGUAAAUAUGGUCGAUUCGACAAAGGCCACAUUCUAUAUGCAGCGUGCUUGUAGCGGUAGUACGUGGGUAUUAUGUAAAACACAACCAUGUGUACUUGAUAUGUAAUAAUGUAAUAUAUUUGAACUUGUCA
Molecule: messenger RNA, 1441 nt
Organism: Oryza brachyantha (malo sina)
Lineage: Eukaryota; Viridiplantae; Streptophyta; Magnoliopsida; Poales; Poaceae
Product: probable O-methyltransferase 2
Exons: 2
Coding region: 1-1131 (376 amino acids)
Biological process (GO): methylation
Molecular function (GO): S-adenosylmethionine-dependent methyltransferase activity; protein dimerization activity; O-methyltransferase activity
Source: RefSeq, a predicted model, not a curated record